This is a messenger RNA of Neoarius graeffei (lesser salmon catfish), 1539 nucleotides long. RefSeq names its product Glyco_hydro_56 domain-containing protein. The record is from RefSeq and is a predicted model, not a curated record. The coding region runs from base 1 to 1539 and encodes 512 amino acids. NCBI's taxonomy places the organism in Eukaryota, Metazoa, Chordata, Actinopteri, Siluriformes, Ariidae. The transcript has 4 exons. Gene Ontology annotation, molecular function: hyalurononglucosaminidase activity. Gene Ontology annotation, biological process: carbohydrate metabolic process; hyaluronan catabolic process.
AUGGAUCAUAGAAGAUCCUCCAAUCCCCUUUUCUGUCUCCUUCUGCUCCUCUUCAUCUUCUGUCUGUGUCUCAGUAUGCCAGCCCACUCUCCUCUCCUGCCUGGUCAGCCCUUCCUGAUUCUUUGGGCUGUGCCUAACAAGGCUUGCCUUGGUCGCCCUGACCCGGCAGCUUUUGGGAUGGAGUGGGAGGGACAUGUGGCUGAAUUUUAUGAGGACUCACUGGGACUUUACCCGUAUUUCAGUGCAGAGGGAGAGCCUGUGAAUGGUGGCUUGCCUCAGCACACCAGCCUGGAGCGCCACCUUCAGAAAUUGGAAAGGGACCUCACAGCAACUUUGCCCCAGGCUGGGGCACCUGGCCUCGGGGUGCUGAGGUGGAAUGAGUGGGAGCCACAGUGGAGGAGAAACAGGGGGAAUCAGCAGAGGUAUUUGGAGACAUCGCGUACAUUGCUCCGGGUUUUUUUCCCAGGCUGGAGUGCAGAUGAGGUGGAGAAAUGGGCUCAGGUGGACUUUGAAGCCGCAGCCCAAUUCAUUCUCAUGGAGACCCUGAGAGAGUUAAAGAGACUCCGCCCACAGAGACUGUGGGGCAUGGCUCCGUACCCAAGCUGCUACAACUCUGAUCCCACUCAGAUGCUGCUAGCUAAUUACACAGGCCGCUGCCCUGCUGCAGAGAUGGCACUAAAUGAUGAGCUCAUGUGGCUGUGGAAGCGAAGCGAUGCACUUUACCCCAUCCUCGAACUGGAGAAACUCCCUGAAGGAACCAAGGGUGCAUGGUUGUAUGCAUCCAAUCAGAUCAGAGAGGCAUUAAGAGUGGCUGCUCUUGCAGGAACAACAUUUGAACUUCCUGUUUUUCCACUGGUCAAGAGUAUGUACACCUCCUCCAGUAGCUUUCUCUCUGAGGCUUAUUUGGUGAAUACUGUAGGAGAGAGUGCUGCUUUGGGUGCUGCAGGAGUCAUUAUCUGGGACAGAUUCCUUACUACUAAAACACAGAACCUGUGCUCUAAUCUUACCUCAUAUGUGCGAGAGGUCCUUGGCCCCUAUGCUGUCAACAUAACCAUGGCAACACGUCUUUGCAGUAUGUCACUUUGCAAGGGUCUUGGCCGCUGUGUACGCAAGAAACCAGAAGAUCCUGUCUACCUGCACCUUCCUCCUGCCCACUUCCUGCUGCUGCGCCAAGGAGCAGAGGGCAUCCGAGCAAUGGGGCAACUUCCCCCAUAUUAUCUGGAUGGGUGGAGACGGAACUUUCAGUGCCAUUGGUUUGAGACAUUGGAAGGAGCAGCUGCUGAUCAGGAGUCAGUUGAGAUUGAGAGUGGUGGUCAGAGGUCACUGGCAACAAUAAAGCCACCAAAUAUUGCUCAUAGUGUGAGGACAUUUGGUCAAGGUGAGGAGAUUGAGAAGAUACUUGGACAAAAUGAGGAGACAGUGGCUCCCAUAACGCAUGUUGGACAAGAACCGUCAAAAAGUGGCAGCCCCGCCCAUUUCGUGACCAUCACACUUCCCUGUGUUCUGUCAUUCUUCAGCUUCACAAACCUUUACUUUUAA